UGUGUGCCAGUACAGCUCGGGCCAGCGUGAGGGAGGGAAUGUCAGUGGCACCUCCUCCCGUGGAAAAACUCGAUCUUGGCCCUCUCCGACGUCACUCUCAUUGAUUCCCAAAUCUUAAAAAACAACAAGCAUUUAUCGGUCCGAAAGCGUUUCAGAAUGGAUUAUUAGAUUCGAAUGACGUCAGAUAUAUAUAUCCCUCCCUCUCUGUUCUCACUCCGUCGAUUUUUUUUUUUUUUUGACGUGGAAUAAAUGACAGAUGAAAAUAUGGUCUGUGACCGAGUCCCUUCGAUUGGUCUGACCCGUUAAAUAAUAAAAAAAAUAAACAUCAAUGACGAUGAAGAAGAAAUGAACGAAAAAGGGUAGUUAACUGAAGUUUGAACUUAAAAGGCUUUCGGAACUGGCUUUAACUUACAGAGAAAAAAAAAGAAAAAAGAAUCCCGAAACAAAACGAAGAAUGAGUUGACACCAAAGGGAAACCGAGCUCACCCAGACCCGAGUACGAAGGGAAGGAGGAAGGAGAUGCGAGCAAACAAACUCCGUAAGAAUGCCAUCCUGUGACUGUAUGUGCGUCCCAGGACCUCCUCCUCUAUACCAGGGUCCUCUUGACUACAUCUCCGCUAACUACAUCGCCGGCAACAUGCUCAGCCUGCGCGACCACCGAGUGCAACCGAACUGUACCCAGGAGCUUGAACACGAGGAAGUGCACUGGGCGGUGUACCAGAUAGUGUUCCCGGUGUUGGUGUCCAUCGGUGUCCUCGCUAACCUGCUCAACUUGGUGGUGCUCUCCCGUCCAGCCAUGAAGGGCGUGUCCUAUAGAUAUCUGAACCAUCUGGCCGUGAGUGACCUGAUGUACCUGGUGUUCAACGUGCCGUUCUGCCUGGAGGCCUUCUCGAAGAUCUCCCAAGAGAUGCCCGUGCCCCGCCCAGCAGCCUUCUACUACGCCCACGUGGGCAUCCCCCUCGUCAACCUGUUCCUCACCAUGAGCGAAUACAUCGUGGUGUGGCUGUCGUACGACCGCUGUCUGGCCGUGUGCCGUCCUCACAAGUUCUCCUCCAAGCAGCGCCUCGAGGUGGUGCGCGUGCGGUGCCUCAUGUCGCUCGCGCUCACCAUCUGCGUGUACAGCCUGAGCCCGCUGAGCCAGACCAUCUGCUGCGAGGAGGCCGACUGCUGCGUCAUCGACAGCACGUUCACGAAGGAGUACGUGAACUGGUACACCGCGUACGAGCUGUUCAGGGAAAUCUACUCGCGUUUCCUGCCCGCCAUCAUCAUCACCUGCUUCAACGCCGCCAUCAUUUACACGCUGAGACAGCUCAAGCGCGAGCGCGAGGGCCGCGACAUCAUCAACGAGUCCCGCCAGGAGAGAGAGCGGCGACUCUUCUUCCUCCUGAUGGCGAUCACGGUCUUCUUCUACGUCUCCGCCAUUCCUAGCGCCAUGUACAAGAUCAUACAGUUCAACGACGUCUUUCCGAACUUCAGAGCCGUGGCUGACAUCCUCGAGGUGUCCGGUCACGUGUUCAACUUUGUGCUUUAUUUCCUCUUCAGUCCCGACUACCGAAGAACACUAGUUGGCAUGACGACGGGGCAGCCGCAGAUGACUGUGCAGACGUCGUCAUUCCAUGCUUAAAAACCACCUCUAGGGAAUACACCAAAGCCUAUAAGGGCAAAUUCCUAAUGUAUAUAAAGUGAAACAAACGCAUAAGGAAAUAUAUUUCAUGUUGAAUUUAGAUAUAAGUGAGAUAGAAAUAUUCCUAUAUUAUUUAAAAAUAUGUCUAGGAGCAUGUAUAUGUUACUUAGUGAGUGUAGCAGUCUGACUUUGUUGCAAGCGACGCAGGCACACUGAGCCCAUUGUUCAAGAUUGACGUGCUUGUUUUGCUGCACAUAAAAAAAAAUCUAUUACUUUUCUCUAUCCUUCAAAAUUGUCUAGUUUUAUAUAUUUCGCCAUGCCAAUAGGAAACUGUAACCGCCAAACUUCUCAGGACACUGAACAUUACCUGUAGAUGAGGAACAACCAUCUCGAUCUUGGACAUAUGUGACUGCCUCUACUGUAACUAAGUUUAUAAGGGCUGUUUAUAUAACGCACUUCAGAGAUGGCGUAGGCAUACAAUGCCUUUGGCACUGAACUUCAGAGAUUCGGGAAUGUAAAACAUAGUUUCAUCCUGAACCCUUUCUGUAUUGUUCGGC
Penaeus chinensis is the source of this 2181-nucleotide messenger RNA. Its product is annotated as probable G-protein coupled receptor B0563.6. The record is from RefSeq and is a predicted model, not a curated record. Gene Ontology annotation, cellular component: membrane. Gene Ontology annotation, biological process: G protein-coupled receptor signaling pathway. The transcript is spliced from 3 exons. The coding region runs from base 545 to 1624 and encodes 359 amino acids. NCBI's taxonomy places the organism in Eukaryota, Metazoa, Arthropoda, Malacostraca, Decapoda, Penaeidae. Gene Ontology annotation, molecular function: G protein-coupled receptor activity.